ACGGCACCGCGCACGCAAAUCCGGUUCAGUAGUACAUUGUUGUAUAUCGACUCGUGCACACGCCCGAUUUUUCCACGCAAGAUGUCCGAAAUUGACGAUGUUGACAUCGAGUUGUUGAUCGGUGAAGUCAAAAGGCAUAAAGAAAUUUGGAACAUCGCUGAUGAAAAUUAUCACGAUAGGACCAAAAAAAGAAGUGCUUGGAUAAGCAUCUGUCAGAAUUUUUUUCCAUCGUUUGAUGAAAAGGACGACAAAGAAAGAAAUGAUAUAUGUGAAAAACUUAUCAAAAAGUGGAGAAACAUAAAAGACAAUUACACUAAAAGUAAAAAAAAAAACAAAACGACGUCAGGACAGGGUUCCAACUUAGGUAGACGUUACAUUUAUGAUCGUCAGCUAUCUUUUUUACUAACAGCCGGGGCCAUAACCAAUACACAGGGUAGUUUUGAUGGGAACGACGAACAGGAGGAUACAGAAUUAUUAGCAAACCAAUCUAACGAAGAAGCUGAAACACCUCCCUCAUACACACAAAGCAGUUCAUCAAAAAAACGCAAACACGACUUAGAGUCAUCUUUAAUAGAUUAUUUAAACACUCCUAUUCCUAGUCAAAUUAUUACAACACCAGCUCCAGAACCAAAUCCAGACAGGUCUUUUUUCGACAGCAUAUUGCCAUCCAUUGCAAAUUUAACAGAAGACCAGAAAAUAGAAUUCCGCUGUGAGGUACUAAAUAUUAUAAAACGGAUGAGGGCUGCAACUUUACCGCCACAAAACUAUGGUUAUCCACGAAUUAAUCAGGAUUAUUUAUAUGCUAAUCAAACAUCACAGUUAUCAAACUACUCUCCUCAAAUUGCAUCAUACCAACAUCAAACUCCCAAUUGCAUGCAACAACGGCCCCCAAGAUAUACUCAACCUGGUCCAUAUUCUGCUCCACUUCCUCAAUCAAAUAACAUGCAACAAAGCCCGCCAAGAUAUACUCAACCUGGUCCAUAUUCUGCUCCACUUCCUCAAUCAAAUAACAUGCAACAAAGCCCGCCAAGAUAUACUCAACCUGGUCCAUAUUCUGCUCCACUUCCUCAAUCAAAUAACAUGCAACAAAGCCCGCCAAGAUAUACUCAACCUGGCACAUAUUCUGCUCCACUUCCACAAUCAAAUAACUAUGGGAUGGAUUCCAAUCCUACAUCUCCAUGUAUAUCAAUUGGAAACAAUUACAGUAUUAGUGAAGAAGAUAGUCUUGACAUCAAUUAAAAAUAUUUAACAAAGUAAUAUUAUUUUAUUUGGUACAUUACUUAUACUUUUCCUACGUGUACCUAUAUUUUGUAAUGUUAAACCCCAUAUUUUUAAAAAGUAAAUAAAUAUGUUUUUCACGUUUAUACCUUUUAUAUAAUAUAUUAUAUUAUAUAUACAUUCAGUACUUACUUACGCAAAUAAAUAAUAACAAUAGAAUUAACUUACCUCAAAGUUACUGCAAUCAUUUCUAGUGGUGGUAUAGAGAGUCUCAUGCACGUGUCUUGAGAGAUUAGCUUUGGAGAUAUUUUUGUUGCUAGUUCGUCAAACGAGCGAACACUCAUUCGAAAAUAAGUAAAAAACUUUUCUGGAUUUUCUCUUAUAUCACUAAAUGUAGUAUAAAAUUCACCUCUUAAUAAUCUAGAAUCUGUAAAUGGGUGCACCCAGUAACGUCUAUCAUACGUCCGUACAUAUUUUUUGUGCACCAAGUAAGCUAAAAUUGCCUUUUUUUUGUAAUAAACCUCCAUAGUUGGUAACUGAAUGGCAACUAAAAACUAACUAAAGUGUUCCAUGCUGAAGGCCGUCUCGGGCGACUGGAUGACGUGCGGUUACCGCAUCAAAAACGC
Molecule: messenger RNA, 1844 nt
Organism: Metopolophium dirhodum (rose-grain aphid)
Lineage: Eukaryota; Metazoa; Arthropoda; Insecta; Hemiptera; Aphididae
Exons: 2
Coding region: 82-1239 (385 amino acids)
Molecular function (GO): DNA binding
Source: RefSeq, a predicted model, not a curated record